AUGACGACAAAUCCAAUAAGCGGUUCUCUCAUCUCAUCGGCAGUAGAAUCAUCAGAAACUCCUCCUUCUGCCUCACCUUUAUCCAUUCUCUCCAAUGCCACUGCUUCGGUAGCCGCAAAUGGGACACUGCAGCAACGACGACGACAGCAUCAACAACAACCACCAGAACCACCACAGAAAUCAGCCUCCAGGACUCGUCAGUUUUGGGCCAUACGAAGAUGCGAGGGUUUGCAUUCGCCAGCCAUCUUUUCCAAUUGGGAAGAUUGCUCUGUGUACGUGGAUCCCAUGGAGAAUGAUGGUUCGGUAGUCGAAUUCAAGUCGUUCCCAACCAUCCAAGAGGCUGGUGCGUAUGCCUUUGGAAAAGAUGAGAAAAGCGGCGGUGUGGAAGGGCGAACGAAGUAUGCAUCACAGCAGGAGCAAUCACAGCAGCAAUCAUCAUCCUCCUCCUCUUCCUCUCGUCCAUUGCCAAAUACAGCAGUAUCGCCUGCUGCUCCCAUCAGCCGCCAUUCAGUAGCAGCAACAAUGCCGAACACAAUGUCCGGUACUGCUGCUUCUAGUACCACCAACAAAAAGACUACUACAAUUACACCCAUUGCACAGUCCAAGGCUAACAACAACAGCAGCAACAACAACAACAGCAACGAAGAUGCUGCCGAAUGGAAUGGGAGUCUGGCUCUUACGUCAUCAGAUGAUGAUGACAAUGAGAAUGAGAAUGAGAAUAAUAAUAAUAAUCACAAUGAGCAGGCCCAAACUACUCCCCCAGCCGUGACACCCACGGAAAUGGAUACUAUGGAUGGUGGCGAUGCUACUACUACUAUGGAUGGCACUUCUGCUGAUGGGAUGCGUGGCGGAAGGAACUAUCGGAGAAGUGUCAAUACUACCUACAGCAGCGGUGAAGAUGAACCAGUCGAAGAAAGUGCUGGAAAGGAUCCUGUAGAGCCAUCAAGUGACGAUGUACUAUGUGGAAGAGGGGGUCUCACCAAUCAUCAUCCUGGUAACAAACGAUUCCGUUCCAUUGUCAAGCAAUAUCAACAAGAAUACUUGCGAGCGGAUCGGGGCAAAAAGGCAUCCUUUGGACACAAGAUCUAUUCCGAAAUCCAAUCGCACCAAGGGCGCUUCUUGCAACGGAUACCAAAAGGUCGUUCUAAUAAUAAUAAUAAUAAGAACAGUGCUGCUUCAAAGUUGAAGCAAUGGUACGACAUUGGCAAGGUUCGAGCCAUUGCCAAGAUUUGUCAGGCCUUGAGGGAGGAUGCACCCACCAUUCGUGGGGGCAAGAGACAACAGAAUCGAUCACAACAACAGCAAAACGAACAGCAUCAACCACAAGAUCCACAGCAACAACAACAGCAGCAGCAACAACAGCAACCUGAUGGUUCCAACAGUCUCAAGCGUCCGCUACCCCAAGACACUACCGAAACGCCACAGCUUGCACCUGUUGCCCCCAUGACGUCCACUCCAGUCAUGUCGACACCAACAAAUCACCACCAUCGGCAUCAUCAUCAUCAUAUGACACCACCACCACCGCCACCAGAAAUGGCAAUGUAUUAUCAAUCUCAGCCACCCCAACCACCACAUAUACCGCAUCAUCAUCCUUACAUGCAGCAGCAACAACAACACCAUCAUCAACAACAACAACAUCAUUGUCACUAUCCUUCUCCCGCCGCGGUCCAUCAUCCUCCUCCUCCUCCUGGUAGGCCCUCGGAGGCUUCGCCUCCAGCAGCACCUCCACAGAAAAUGCAAAAGCGGCUAUCGCACCUCGACCAGCUGUUGGCCGCGGCCAACAUGGCCCAAGCUCCGACAGUGGCGUCUCCUUCCGCGGGACCAUCUUCCCAAUCGUCGCAAGCCGCCUCUUCACCAUCACCAUCCACAUCCACAACCACAACGUUUGGACCCAUGUUGGGAACCCCCACCACCACGGCGUCCAAAUCUCAAAAAACGAAUGAAUUUCCGUCGGCCUCCCAUACAUCUCCACAUGUGGUAAUGUUCAUGAAGAGCUGCGUCCCACUCCAAGGUGCCCCGCCUCCAUACUUUCAAGGCAAUAUGGAUGUAGCUGCUCAAUUGAAUCUACCCGAAUUUAUGAUGUUGGCCAACUACCCCAACAUUGCGCAAAAUCAAUGCAAAAUGUGCGGAUUGGAACGCGCUCUCAAAUCCAAAGCCUCCAAGCCAUCCGCCAAGAAGGAUCUCCAAAAGGAACCCACCAUUCCUUCUCAAAACAAGGGAGUUUGCACUGCCUGUGACAGUCAGAUUUGGGUGAUUGUGGACGAACGACCCGAAGCCGCUCCUUUGAAGGGCAAUCAAAUCAAAUGGUGCAAGGGUUGCAAGAACUUUCGGCCGUGGGCUAGUUUUGGAUUCAAGGGGAGUGCCACCAAGUGUGCUCCCUGUCGGGAAUCCCAAGCGGAACGAUACAAGGGACGAAAACAGCAGCAGCAGCAGCAGCAGAAACAACAAACCGUGACGACACCACCAGGAACAACAACCACAACAACGCCACCACCGAAAAGUAGUAAUAGUAGCGUGUAG
Messenger RNA from Cylindrotheca closterium, 2520 nucleotides. Lineage: Eukaryota; Bacillariophyta; Bacillariophyceae; Bacillariales; Bacillariaceae. The record is from the annotation of a GenBank genome assembly.